Molecule: messenger RNA, 3625 nt
Organism: Linum trigynum
Lineage: Eukaryota; Viridiplantae; Streptophyta; Magnoliopsida; Malpighiales; Linaceae
Source: the annotation of a GenBank genome assembly
CUCAUAUUUCAUUGUCGAUGUGCGGUCAUUUGAGGGAUAGAAAUGAUGAUAGAGCCGUUUGGUAUGCUAUCGAAGCAUGCUUUAUGUCAUGUAUGCGAAUGAUGUGACUUCAACACAAUACAGAUGACAAGCUAGUACAAAGGUACUACAUUUUUUGUACAAUGGCAUCACCUGAUUUGUUGAUGUGGUUAAGGGUUAUGAUCCUUGAAAGUGUUUUUCACAGUUCAGAAACGGAUAAACAAUUCUAUGACCCAUGAUGACACUCGAUGACAACUUUCAAACAAAAUCUGCCAAGGGCUACAUUGUCAUAUGGUCUCCUCGCUACAACCAGUUUUGGACCAAUUGGGAGGUCCAUAGGUGGUCGUUGGAGACUUUAUUUACACCAUGUGAGCGCUCGUCAAAUUCACGGACAACUAUCGAGCUCGUUCCCACCCACUGAUCGGCUCAGCUUUACUGCAUAGCAUCAGCAACGCCAUGAUUUGAUUAGUAUUUAUUAUAUUAUGCAACUUUAAUAGGCAUUAAUUCACGAUUAAGUCAUUCUAACACUCGUUUAUUUUUCUGGGAAAACUCUGAGGCAGGCUAUGCAAAGGCUUCACUCUUUCUACAUGAGAGGGCUCAUAGUCAUUUCACAUAAUGCAUGAACGGGUGGCGGGAGUUAUGCAGUUUGUGUGACAAUCUAUUUGACUAGUAAGAGAGAGGAACAUCCCUACUAGAGAUCACUAGUAAUGCAUGUGAUGUAGAGUUCGUUCAGAAGUUGUGAUUGUUUUUGUUAGAUUGUUACUAUACUUGCAUCUUUUAGAAUGCUUAAUUUUUUAGAUUUUUUAGCACGAAAUACAUGGAUUGUUUAUGUGAUGUGACAGAAAGUAUCACUUAAAAUGAGUGAUUGUUAUAUCUCAGCUUUUAGCUGAAAUUGUUGAGUUGAUAUUGUUUUGUCCAAACUUUUAGCUAACGUGACAUACACAAUCUCACAUAUCAAAACAUUGUAUUUUAUAAUGCAUAAAUUACAUCAAUACAUCUAUUACAAUCUCAACUUCAAAUAACCUGGUAGUUGGUUGUUACUAUUUAUCUGAACAUUUAUCUAUGUUUGUGUUUAUCGUACCAUGUGUAAAAACAUUGAACUAUGUUUUCUAUUUGUGGGGUCCCCCGAGUAUUGAAUGAUUUAGCAUGAGAUGAACUUCUACUUAUAUUUAGGGGUGGCAGUCGGUCGGUUUUGGUUUAACCAAAAACCGAAUUAUCGAUUUUCGGUUAAACCGAACCUUCCCCAUAUCUGCCGACCACCGACCGUGAGAGAAGUCGCGGUUAGCCGACCACCGACCGACCGAUUUUUGGUUCUGGUUCGGUUAUACCGGAACAACCGAAUUUAUUAAAAAAAAAAGGAAAGGAAGUAAAAAACCCAAUACCCACCCCACCCACCUCUUCUCCUCUCCUCUCCCUACCACUUAAUUCUUAUCUUCUUCCUCCUUCUCUCUCCUUCUCUCUCCUGCCUUCCUCCAAAAAGAACCACCAGAGGGCAGAGAUAAGCCCUUUUCUUCCUUCUCUCUCCUUCCUCCAUUUCAAACCCACAAGCCACAACACCCGAUCACUCCUUCCUUCUCUCUCCUUCCUUCCUUCAUUUCAGAUUUAGACACCACGGCGGCCGGUCGCGGAGGAGAAGCAGAGGCACACCGGCGGCCACGAAGGAGAGCGAAGGGAGACAUCCCCGGCGCAGGGAGAGGCGAAAAUGGAGAGGGAAGGGAUGGCGAUGGGAGACGCGCGGAUGCCUGGGAUCGUCGGGGAUGGGAGAUGGCGAUGUCGGAGAGUAAUCGGCGAGGAGAAACGAUGCUAUCUCUGGCUCUGGCUCGCGGUGCCCGGUCGUCGAGGAGGGCGGGGAGGGGAGACGGAGUCAUCGGGGAGGGUGGCUGGAGUUUGGAUGGCGGAGGGCGAAGGUAAUGGCAGAGCUGGGCUGGGAUUUGAAUGGCGGAGGGCUGGGAUUUGAGUACGAAGAAGAAAGAAUUAGGGUUGGGGUUUUAUUAAAAGGAUGGUUGGUCGGUUAUGUUCGGUUAGUCGGGUAACCACGGUUAAUCAUCCUCGGUUACUAGGCUAGCCGAAAACCAGCUUUAUUCUACCGAACACCGACCGAGGCAAAUAACCGUCGGUUUUCGGUUAGCUACUAACCGAUGGUUAUCGGUUGAACCGGCCGAUUAGCCGCUAACCGGAAACCGAACUGCCACCCUAAGUUAUAUUUCAUAACUAAAGAAUCAUCAAUGAAUGCUAAAAUUUAUAGGCUCGUUACUUCUAUUAAUCAACUUCAUGGGUUCAAACUAUCAUAAUAUGUCGCUACUCCAAGAAAAAUUGAUCCCAACCAUGCACGUUCACCUUACAAUGAGCAUCUCAAGGAUUCACAAAUGGAGGCAUUGGUAGUCUAUCUUGACCAAAGUCAACUCUCACCCAGUGAUCGCCUUUGAAAUGUAAUGUCAGAAUACUACGAGGUCCUCUUACGGUCUUACCCCUGAAGGAUCAAGCAAAGGCAAAAUGUUGUGUCAGAUGCCCUCAUAUAAGACAAGAUAUCCCAUGAAUCGCUCUCCAAGGGUCCCUAGGGUCCGGGAACAACCUGAGAGGAGGAGGAGAGCAGGCGGGGGAUAUAAAGGCUGAAACUCGAGUUUUAGGGCUAGUUUUCAGCAAAAUAUUAAUUUUUAUCUUGGUUUUGAGCUUUAGACUUGAACUUUUCUCUGUAUCAAUUAGACCUGGCAACCGGGUCGGGUUUGGUAAUUUUGGUUUGGGAACUUCGGUUACGGGUCGGGUCAUGUUUGGUUGGCUUAUUUCGGGUCAAAUAUUGACCCAACCCAUUAGGUCUCGGGUCGGGUUACAGGUCAUUUCUGGUUAUGAGCGUUUUCGAUCAGAAACAAUAUCAAACAUGCUUCAUAUUUCCUUAAAGAACACAAAUUUUCACAUAUGCAUGACAAUAGUUUACCUAACACAUGUCAAUUAACAUAUUCUCAAAUCCUCCCACGCUAAUGAAAUGAAAUAUAAAUUGCGCAAAUCGUCAAAAAAACAAUCACAAGAGUAAUACUACUACAAGAAACACAUGAUAUUUGAUUAUCCUUAAACUCCAAACAUGUCAUUCAAAUCCUUGUGAGUUUUUGUAAACAUCUCACCAAUUUAUGAGUGAUUUUAUCAUAUUUUGGGAAUAAUAUAUUAAAUAAAACGGGUCUAACGGGUCGACCCGCUAACCCACCCAACCCGACCCAAAAAAUCACGGGUUAUCGGGUUUGGGUCAUUGGGAUUUCGGGUUACAAAAAUUUCUAAUUUUCCGGCUGUUUCGAGUCGGGUCAACGGGUCGGGUUGUAAUUUGCCAGGUCUAGUAUCAAUCAAGUUUUCCCCCUUGAUUGUGGUCGAGAUUAUAUCUUUUUAUAUUGAUUGAGACUUCUCCCCAAUGUUGUCAGAACCGAACCGGAGUAUGACCCGCUAACGUGAACGACUAGGUCUUUAGUGGUCCAACCAGCAUUAGACCGUUUAAAAACCGUUUGAGAACCGGUACCUAAUAAACAGUCAUCUAUAUAAAUAGUAGACACUUCUUAAUCAUGUAUCAGUUCCCACCCAACUUUUCUCCAUAGACAAUUAACUUCAAUAUAUUUCUCACUUUUUU